Molecule: messenger RNA, 6247 nt
Organism: Cyprinus carpio (common carp)
Lineage: Eukaryota; Metazoa; Chordata; Actinopteri; Cypriniformes; Cyprinidae
Product: leucine-rich repeat flightless-interacting protein 2-like
Exons: 23
Coding region: 834-4688 (1284 amino acids)
Biological process (GO): regulation of transcription by RNA polymerase II
Molecular function (GO): RNA polymerase II cis-regulatory region sequence-specific DNA binding; DNA-binding transcription factor activity, RNA polymerase II-specific
Source: RefSeq, a predicted model, not a curated record
AACUCAUGAAUAUGCAUAUGGUUAAUUCUGGACAAUUAGUGUUAAUGCACUGUGACUGCUGAUGCUGAUUUGCUGCAGCUGACUGCACACAGUAAAUAGGACAUGAAUGGCAUGGGUUCAGUUGCAUGAAUUUAAACAAGUUGUAGAUUCCUUAAGAUAUUUAAUUACAUUUGAUUAAGUGCAUAUGAAUGAAGUUGCUCAGGGUCCUUCGAAGGUAAAUGGACAAUCAGAAACCCACACUGUGAUACCUGAGAUCAGACGCAACAAACUUAUGUAAUGAAGAUAAACACAGCCUUUAAGCAUACCUGGGUUACGCUUGAGAGAUAAGAUAGCAUUCAGAGUUAAGCCCGGUCUGAUCAGGAGGUGUGUGUGAAUGUUAAGGGGUGUGUUAUGUGGCUUUAAAUCUCCAGCCAAGUCUUUAAAAGUAGAUUAUGAGCUUUCAGCUGUUCCUGCAGUGGGUUAACAGAUUCAGUUUCCACUCAGUUCUCACUAUCUGAUUGUGAUCAUUAUGCUGAUCGCAAAAACAAUGACUCAAGAUUGAAGAUGCUGUGUCAUAAAAUAGAUCUGAAAGAAUUUAAUCCAAAAAAGGUUUGAAUUUUAUGGCAGACUGCAUCAUUGGGAUCAUAGAAGGUCUCUGUCUCCCUCAGUCGUGAGGUAGAUGGGGACUCUUUAAGACUAUCAGGACGGCCUGCAAGCGAUUAGUGCGUAGAGGGGCUAGGGAAGUGAUCAAUGGGAGACCCCAGACCCCUCUGCUGAGGAAGAUUUAUCAGGUGCAGAAGAAAUACUAUGGACUGGAUAACUUGGACAGCAAAUGGGGGGACAUUGAGCAGUGGAUGGAGGACAGUGAGCGAUAUACACGUGUCUCACGGAGACAUGCUUCGGUGUCAGAUGAUGAAGAACAGAUGUCAGUGGGGGGCAGGAGCAACACACGGUUGGAUUUGGAUGCGGCGGGUGCUUACGGCGUGCUUCCCCAGGCCUCCUCCUAUCAUAAGAAGUCCAAGAAAAAGAAGAAACAUUCUUCCAAAACCAGCAAUGGUUAUGAUGAUGAUCUCAGCACAUUGUCUAGUCGGAGCUCCAGACUCAGUGAUGAGAGCAAAAUGUCUCGCUCCUCUAGACUUGAUCGGCAGUCGAAAGCCUGCUAUUCAUCUGAACUGUACAGCAGCAGUAGUUAUUCCUCUAAACAUCAAGCCCCUUCCUACAAUGGCUACCAGUUGUCUUUGCUGCACAGCAGGAAGCACAGGGGCUCUGUAUAUGAGGACAGUCUCUACAGUGGCUCUCGACGCGCCAGUGCUCGUGCUUCCUCUGAAUACAGUGGUGUCCUGGGCUCCAGCUCUAGGACUUCGUCCAGAGCAAAUUCUGCAUGUGGAAGUCCAGUGGAGGACUGCAGCAGCUCAGUGGCUAGUUUUAUGCGCAGCUCAGCUAGUAUCAGUGGGCUCUCUAGAGACCUUGACCGUGUGGUCAUUCCUGACCUGCCAAACGUUAAUGGGAGGCUGUCAAUGGCUGAUGACAGGUUAGAGCGAGACUACUUGGAAAAGGGAUCCUCACGAGCAUCAACUAUCUCUGGCGCCACUCUUACCUCUCUGGGUGGGACGUCCUCACGGAGAGGAAGUGGCGAUACAUCCAUCUCUGCUGACACAGAAGCAUCCAUAAGGGAAAUCAAGGAGAUCCAUGAGCUUAAGGAUCAGAUUCAAGAUGUGGAGGCAAAGCACAUGCAGAACCUCAAAGAGCUCAAGGAUUCCCUUUUGGAAGUGGAGGAAAAGUACCGUAAGGCCAUGGUCUCCAAUGCACAGCUGGACAAUGAGAAGACCAAUAUGAUGUAUGAAGUGGACACUUUGAAAGACUCUUUAAUGGAACUGGAGGAGAUGCUCUUUGAAACACGCCGUGAGCUUGAGGAAAAGUGUAAGGACCUUGAACGAGAGAAGCAUGCUCAUAGCAUACUGCAGUUUCAGUUCAGUGAACUGAAGGAGACGUUGAAACAGAGUGAAGAACUUCUCACUGAGAUCCGUCAAUUACGGCUCAAGCAAGACGGCUAUGUUAGGGAGAUUUCUGACCUCCAGGAAACUAUUGAGUGGAAGAAUAAAAAAAUUGGGGCAUUAGAAAGGCAGAAGGAAUUUUCUGAUGCCAUUCGAAAUGAGCGGGAUGAACUUAGAGAUGAGGUUGUUCAGCUCAAAGACAUUUUGAAGAAACAUGGCAUUGUCCUUGGACUCGACUCAGCCACCAAUGGAGAAACAGAAGAAGUCGGAAAGGCUGAUCAGAAUUCUCAAACUGCAUCAGCUGAAAUCCGAGAGGGAAGUAGUGUACUAGGCACUCAUCAGCUGAAGGUGUGUAAAGACCAGCAACAAAAAGAUUUGGAUGAUGGGGUGCCAGGGAAUCAGCAGAUUUCAGCAGAGUUCAGUUCUACAAAUGCACCUUUAGAAGCAAAUGAGAAUGGGGACCUUGGGGACCAAAUGAAUCGGGGUGUAGAGCAGCUUGAGAAUAGACCUGAAGAACCUCCAAGUUCUGUUGGUGAUGAUAAACUAACUGCAACAAGAACCAAGGAGGAGCUCAAAUCUGAGGAACAUAUACCAGAAGAUUCAAGAGGUAAUACAGUGGAAUUAGAGUGCAUUGUUCACAAGGAUGGACAUUUAGAGACAGAUCAACAAGAGAGUGAAUGUGUCAAACCUAGUCAGGUCAUCAAACAAGAAACUCCUUUAGAGUCUGUCUCUGCUUCUGUCCAUGAUGAACCUGAUAAACCUGGUGAAGCUGUGCUUGAUGAUGAACUCAAAGAGGAGCCUGUAGAAUCAUCUCAAACAGAGAAGCUUGCCAAAACCCAAGGUGCCAGUGCUUCACAUAAAAAGAAGAAAAAGAAGAAGAAAAACAAGCAGAAGCAGAAACAGAGUGACAAGCAAGAGAAUGACACAAAGAUAGAUGACAAGACUGAAACAGUCUGUAGUGAAGACAAUCCAAACCAAAAAACGGAAGGUGAUCUAGAAGGAAAUCAUCAGGAGCCCUUAGAGAAUGAUAUAUCCAAGACAACAAUGAAUACAGAUGUCCCACAUGAUGCAAAAAGAACCAGUGAAUUGGAUGGUAUCAAAACAACAAGCGCAAAUAUAAAUGCUGAUGAUGUUCAAGAUAAAAUUCUGUUAGUUACAGAUGAAGCUGAUUUAGCAGGAAUUUCUAAAACAAUCUCAAAUUUUGAUUGCCCUAAAUCUAGCAAUGGCAUCCUUUCAGAUGAUCUGUCCAGCAAUGUUAUAUCUAACCCCGCAAACAAUAUUGAUGAACACACUGAGGAUUCAACAAAUCCUGACUCUGAAGCUAUAGUCCUUAGCUGUGAUCUUGUAUCUUCAGAAACCGAGACUUCACUGCCUCAUGAACCUUCUGCUCAGUCCAUGGAUGCUGUUGAAGGGGGUGUUGAGUCCAUCAGCUGCUCUGAGGACAUUGAGAGAUCUUCAUCGGAAGACAUGAAGGAAGUAAAGAGUCAUCUGAACUGUGAAGUGGAAGAACAGGAAGAAAAUGUCCAGAACAUUAAUAUAGAUGGGACCACUAACCCUGAAAAUCAAGAUGACUCUGCUCAUCCCUCUUCCCCUGUAAUGGAGAAGGUGGAAAAUGAAGCUGAAAGGGUAAUCAAGGAACAACCUAUUGAUCAGCCAAUGGAAAACCAACUUAAAGACAGCAGUGGAGCGGAAUUGGACCAGGAAGAGAUUGAGAGACGAGAUGAUCUGGAUAAAGAAACCCUUAACGUGCCUUCUGAAAAAGUGUCUGACACUCAAGACAGUAUUGAAGCAGAAUUGUACCAGGAAAAGGUUGAGAGACAAGAUGAUCUGGAUAAAGAAACCCUUAAAGCACCAACUGAAAAAGUGUCUGAUACUCAAGACCGUAUUGGAUCAGAAUUGGACCAGGAAAAGGUUGAGAGACAAGAUCAUCUGGAUAAAGAAACCCUUAAAGCACCAACUGAAAAAGUGUCUGAUACUCAAGACAGUAUUGGAUCAGAAUUGGACCAGGAAGAGGUUGAGAGACAAGAUGAUCUGGAUAAAGAAAACCUUAAAUCCCAACUGAAAAAGUGUCUGAUACUCAAGACAGUAUUGGAUCAGAAUUCGACCAGGAAAAGGUUGAGAGACAAGAUCAUCUGGAUAAAGAAACCCUUAAAGCACCAACUGAAAAAGUGUCUGAUACUCAAGACAGUAUUGGAUCAGAAUUGGACCAGGAAGAGGUUGAGAGACAAGAUGAUCUGGAUAAAGAAACCCUUAAAUCACCAACUGAAAAAGUGUCUGAUACUCAAGACAGUAUUGGAUCAGAAUUCGACCAGGAAAAGGUUGAGAGACAAGAUCAUCUGGAUAAAGAAAACCUUAAAGCACCUACUGAAAAAGUGUCUGAUACCCAAGACAAUAUUGAAGCAGAAUUGGACCAGGAAGAGGUUGAGAGACAAGAUGAUCUGGAUAAAGAAACCCUUAAAGCUCCUACUGAAAAAGUGUCUGAUACCCAAGACAAUAUUAAAGCAGAAUUGGACCAGGAAGAGGUUGAGAGACAAGAUGAUCUGGAUAAAGAAACCCUUAAACCUCCUACUGAAAAAGUGUCUGAUACCCAAGACAGUAUUGGAUCAGAAUUGGACCAGGAAGAGGUUGAGAGACAAGAUGAUCUGGAUAAAGAAAACCUUAAAGUGCCUACUGAAAAUGUGUCUGAUGGAAGCCAUGUUGACAACACUCCUUUAAUUGAAACACAGGUUCAGGCUGUACAUGAGGAUCACCUGUCUCCCAAUGAAGCAAUUAAGGAAUCAAUUGGAGAUUCAGAUUCUUCUGACCAAGAACCCAAGGUUGAAAAAGAUGGGGAGGAAAGAUCGAUCCAAAAUCAGCUUGAAGUGCAACUGCCUGAAGAUGGAGAAGACCUUCUGGUAAAGUCAGAUGUGGCUGCUCAAGAGCUCAAGGAAGAAGAUGAGGAAGAGGAAGAUGAAGGAGAAUCGUUUGAUUUUGAUGAAAUGGAUCUUGAAGCAUCAUCAGAUGCCCCUCUAAAAAACAUUCUAGAUCAGCCAAAAGAGGAAGGUAUUCUUUUCAAAGAUGAUGUCCAAGAAGCAGGCCAGGAAUACCAAAGCAAUGUCACCGAUGAGGACCAAAUUCAAAAAGAACAUCUAGAACUUGCAGAUCAGGAAUCAAAGCCAAAAGAGCAGAAAGAUGAUGGACAAGACACAGAAAACCCACAAACAACAACAGUUAUAGAAGGAUGUUUAACAGAGGACAGCCUAAUCAGCAGUGAAGUCAAACCUAAUGACCAGCAGCAUGAUACCUCUGGAAAUAAAGAAGAUGCAUUUGAGGAGCCUCAGCAGGCAUCAGAAAAUGUGACGCUCAGUGAAGGAGUUAAUCUGAUCUCAGAGAUGGAGAAAGGAAAUGGUGGCCAGGAGUUGAAUAGUUCCAUUCAACAAGGAAACAAGUUGUCAAGUAUUUCAGGAGAUCAGGAAGUUGAGAAGGCAACCACGGAAAGAAACAAGGAAGAUGAAAGAAAAGAAUCUAAAAAAAGUGGGAAAGGGAAAGGGAAGGGCAAGGGGAAAGAAGAAUGUAAAAUGUCUUAAUAGACAAGGACAUUGCUGAGUCUCUUCUCAGCAUCUUCAAUUGAAAAAGUAUUUUGCACUUAUGUAGGUCCUAAUGAAAUUAUUUUGGGACCAUUACUUCAGAGAACCCUAAAAUAACCAAACAUAUCUUGCAGUCAUUCCCAAUUAUCAGUCUUUGCAUCUUUUUCAGCAAACAUUUUAUACAUGUUUUACACCUGAUUAACAAUACAGAAAGAACACUUGAAAUUAGUUCAAACAGUAUUUAAAAUCCCCAAACCAAUUACUCAUUGAAUGCUAUCAGUAAUGGGUAUAAAGUGUCAUAUUUAUUAUGAAAUUUUACAUGAGCAUGAAUAAAAUGUUUCUCAUACAAUGAGUAAUACAAAUGAUCAGCUUUCUGUCUGUGCUGCAGUCAUGUUUGGCAACUUCUUAAUUAAAAUGUUUUCGGAAACAAAGGACCUGUAAUGUAUUUUGUUUAAAUUGGUGUUAUGUUGUUUAAAAUUGUGAUAAAUAAAAAAUGUUAUUGUGUGCCAACCUUAUUAAACAUUCCUCUAAGAAUUUGACUGGAGCAAAGUUAUGUUUUGUUUUUACAAUUUAUUUGUUGGGAGAUAUGAUUGAGAAAAAAAUGGAAAUAUUUGAUUCUGUUUGGUGAAGAUGGUGUUGGAACAUUGAGACAUAAUGUUUGUUAAGUGAACCAUGUAUUUUAAAAUAAAACUUAAGCAAUUAAAAAUA